Molecule: messenger RNA, 600 nt
Organism: Strongylocentrotus purpuratus (purple sea urchin)
Lineage: Eukaryota; Metazoa; Echinodermata; Echinoidea; Camarodonta; Strongylocentrotidae
Exons: 1
Coding region: 1-600 (199 amino acids)
Molecular function (GO): acetyltransferase activity
Source: RefSeq, a predicted model, not a curated record
AUGACAGAAGAAGAAGCAUUCUCCUAUCUGCGCGAGAACCUGCUUAUGACGUCAGCGGCGGAGAAGCUUUGCGUGGACCGGGAACCUUUCCUGAACGAUAUCAUAGCCGCGAUGCAACACCAUCUUCCCUUCCACACUAUCAAGAGUCCAGUCACCCCACAUGAAGAGAGGCACCUACCAACCUUGCAGGAAAUCAAAGAAGACAUGUUUGCAGGAACGGGUGGUCUUUGCUACGCCCUCAACGUCUUCUGCAGGAUGUUGCUUAGGGCGUUGGGUUUUGACGUAGUCUUCGUGCCCAGUGACUGUCGAGGGUACAAGGAUGUUCACAUGUUGCUGAUCGUGCGUCACCUGACAGCUGUAGGAAGCAAUCACAUGGUAGACGUCGGGUCGAGAUGUCCGUCAUUUCGCGCCAUUUCGUUCGACUUCACGGGGCAGACUUCGCCGGCGUAUCAUGAUUCCUUCUUGCGCUACCGGUUCGUCCGUGAAGGAGACGCUGUUGUCCGACAGCACACCAUUAUCAGCGACUCAGAUAGGGCAGAGGUGUUUGACGCGACAUCCGGGGAAAGGUUCUCUUACAUAACCAUCCAUUACAAGAAAUAA